Molecule: messenger RNA, 2586 nt
Organism: Kuraishia capsulata CBS 1993
Lineage: Eukaryota; Fungi; Ascomycota; Pichiomycetes; Pichiales; Pichiaceae
Exons: 1
Coding region: 1-2586 (861 amino acids)
Biological process (GO): mismatch repair
Cellular component (GO): MutLalpha complex
Molecular function (GO): ATP hydrolysis activity; mismatched DNA binding; ATP binding
Source: RefSeq, a predicted model, not a curated record
AUGAGCUCGAUAAAAGCUAUAGGCCAAGAUGAUGUUCACAGAAUAACAUCUGGUCAGGUUAUUGUGGAUUUGACAUCGGCAGUCAAGGAACUGGUGGAAAAUUCUCUAGAUGCGGAUGCAACACUGAUAGAGGUGGUGUUUAAGAACUACGGUUUGGCCGCGAUAGAGGUGAGCGAUAACGGUAAUGGAAUUUCAAAAACGGACCAUUCGAUGAUUUGUUUGAAGCAUCACACUUCCAAGCUGGAUACGUUUGAAGAGGUCAAUUCGGUGGUGACAUAUGGUUUCAGAGGUGAGGCCAUGAGUUCGCUAUGUGCGGUAUCCAACGUGACAAUCACCACAUCGACGAAAGAGGAGGCACCACGAGCAACAAGGCUUGAAUUUGGCAAAUCCGGAGUGCUGCAAAAGAGUUCGGUGGUCUCUGGAAAGAAAGGCACUGUCACGUGUGUUAAUGACUUCUUCGAGCCUCUACCGGUGAGGCGAAAGGAUCUUGUGAAAAAUGCACGGCGAGAGUUCCAGAAGGCGCUAAUGUUGUUGCAAGCAUAUGCGGUAAUAUGCGUGGGGGUCAGGUUCAUUGUUUCCCACAUUCCGGCCAAGGGCAGCAAGAACGUGGUUCUGGCUACCAAGAACAAUACGGAUCUCAAGGGCAAUAUUGGCGAUGUGUUUGGGUCAAAUGGGAUGUACGGAUUGCAUAAGGUUGAAUUUGAGGUUGAUGUGGGUACAAAAUUCAGAAUCAGAAGCAAACAGACGAUGAAAAUCAGGGUCUCUGGAUACAUAUCAAACAGCUCUUUCGGACAAGGUCGGUCGGCAACGGAUAGACAACUCGUAUUCAUCAACAACCGACCUGUGUCCUUCCCAAAGAUUUUGAAGGCAAUAAGUGAUGAAUACAAACAGUAUAAUCAUCUGCAAUUCCCAGUCAUAUUGAUCAAUCUGGGGAUCGAGGCAGAUUACCUGGAUCUAAAUGUGGUUCCUGAUAAGAGGACUGUUUUGAUUCAUAAUGAAAUGACUAUGAUAGAGGCUGUACGGGAGGAAUUCAAAAUUAUAUUUUCGGAGAAUGUUUUUGUUUUGCCUAAGAACACCAGCAGUGAUCAAAUCAGCAGAAAGGGUACACGGAAUAGGUCUUUUGGAGAAGAUGUACAAGAGGAAGACAGAGACGACACUGAAAUGGUUGAGCUGAGUGAAAAGAGCGAAGAAGAAGAAGAAGAAGAAGAGAAAGGUGCUGAUGGUGCUAUGGAAGAGCAAAUGUAUAAUGAGCCUCAGGUGGAGAUCGAUCUGGAACAGGAAUCGGACAAUGAGGCGGAGGAGCAAGAAGUGACCAUAGUAUCAAGUCCCCUGAGCGAGGAGGAGGACAUUGAACGCGACGAACCUGAAAAUGAACAAACUGAAAUAGCCCAAGCCUAUAUGGCAGAAACAGCUGCUUGCGGCCAUACUCAUUCCAUUUCUGACGAGGAGGGUGAUGAAGAAGAGGGACUGCGGCAAGAAGAGGAAGACGAAAAGGAGGACGAAGUAGGAAAAGAGGAGGAGCAGAUAGAAGGUGUUGCACAAGGUUUAUCGGAGUGUUGUCAUACUCACUCAAAACCACCCGAAAGUCCGUUCAGCCAGUCCCGACUGUCUUCGUUCGUGUUUUCUGAAACGCCCCACGCUUCUCCCAGCAAAAGAAAGCCAGAUGUGUCGUCACCUCUGAAGCAGAAAGAUGCGACACCGACGAAGGGAAGAGCGGCGAAGCGCUUACGAGACGAAGACGAAGGAAAAGAAAACUUGACUUUGGAGACAUUGUCUAGGAAACAGGUGAAAGCAUUACCGAGUUCCUUGCAGCUGCACAAUGUGGACCAGAUUGUAUCGUAUUCACAUGAGAGUCUCAACUUGAAUAUUCCAAUUACGGAAUUGUCUGUUGGCUCUGAAGACAUUCCAAUUGAGGACAUCACUGACAGAGAAGCAGCGGAGUUGGGUCUCACAUUAAAGGUUUCAAAGUCUGAUUUUGAGUCUAUGAAGAUUGUGGGUCAAUUCAACCUUGGAUUCAUUAUUGUGACGCGAAAGUCCAGCGAACAGGGUACUACGGAUUUAUUCAUUGUGGACCAACACGCCUCUGAUGAGAAGUACAACUUUGAGAAGCUACAACGAGAAACAACGUUCGAGAGUCAGCCCUUAGUUGUCCCCGUGGAUCUAGAUUUGAACCCCAUAGAUGAGUUGUUGGUGAUCGACCACCGCGAGGUAUUUGCUAGGAACGGGUUUCGUCUUGAGAUAGAUGAGCAGCAACCCCCGGGAAGGCGGAUCCGGCUACGUUCCUUGCCGGUUUCCAAGAAAACUGUUUUUGACACAAGCGAUAUGAAUGAGCUGAUUCACAUGCUGAAAGACGGUGGAUCGGCCAAGUCAAUUCGGCCCUCCAAAAUACGCUCAAUGUUUGCGAUGCGUGCUUGUCGAAUGAGCAUCAUGGUUGGAAGGCCUUUGAAUAGGAGAACGAUGCAAACGGUGGUCCAACAUCUUGCAGGACUCGACAAGCCAUGGAAUUGCCCACAUGGAAGACCUACGAUGCGGCAUCUAAUGGAGCUGAACUUGCGUAAACCAUUCACAGAUGACUACAGACUGUGA